Messenger RNA from Amoebophrya sp. A25, 1066 nucleotides. The record is from the annotation of a GenBank genome assembly. NCBI's taxonomy places the organism in Eukaryota, Dinophyceae, Syndiniales, Amoebophryaceae.
AUGCCGUCCGCCGACUCCCUAGCAGAAUGGGCCGCCGAAACGGAACGGACGGCCGCUUCGUCCACCGCUGUCUGGAGUAAGGGACAGAAUGCUCGGUUACAGCGAAUGCAGGAUGCGAGAGCGAGACUCGAAGUUUCUGAGGAAUUACACGCUGAACUAGACGCGCUGACCACAGAAUGCAUGCGUCUGGAGGACGAACGAGAUUCAUCAGAAGCUAGACUACGCGAAUUAGAAAUAACCUUGCAGAUCGAGAAAGAGAAGAUACAACACCUGAAGAGGACGGGGGGAGAGGUAAUUUAAGAAGAAUUGUGUAUGGAAUCGACUACGAUCUACUUCCAAUAAUACGGAGGUCCAGUUCGGUAUUAUGGCGAUAGAUUUUUCAUCACUUACCAUAAAAAAAAAUGUUGUCACACAGGUUUUUUUUGGCAGUUUGAAAUUCUCUCAUUCUCACUCUCAGUAAGUGUCCAUCUUCACAACUGCACCAGGUCCCGUCUUCCAGCAGUCGUGCCCACCAAGAGCACUUUGAGGAGCACGUUGGGGUUUAUUUUGACACGAUUUCCAAGCGUCUCGGUCUCUCUAUCGAUGUCGAGCAUGACGCAUCUUCCACGCUCUUCGGAAACGAACAUUCAGCCUUAAAUGCCAGUCAUUCCGCAUCAUCAGGCGCUACGACGUCUUUCGGCCUCAGUGCUGCAGCAUCGCAGUUACUGACAGAAGAUACCUGUCGUUAUCGUCUGACAUUCACAAACCUCGGGUUUGAUAAGACAAGGUGUUUCUGCGCAGUGAUUCGAUUGGCGCCAUCGUUGCAGGUGUUGGAGGUGGAUCCACCUCUGGAUGGAGGGUUUCUGAGUGCUCUGACACGGUCGACCGACAGUAAUGAAAUGUCACUAGCGAAGUUCGUGGUGGCAUUGAGAAGAGCCUUCUUGGCGAGAUAUCACUGAAGAUGCGAUUUUUUGCGGAUUCUGCUGAUGCAAGCUGCUGAUGCAAGCACAGCCACAUCUAAUGAUCUUCGUUCUGCUACCUAGUAUGGGACACUUGGUCACAUUUUUGUGAGCACAAGGAGGAGUAU